Molecule: messenger RNA, 3168 nt
Organism: Malassezia pachydermatis
Lineage: Eukaryota; Fungi; Basidiomycota; Malasseziomycetes; Malasseziales; Malasseziaceae
Product: spindle assembly checkpoint protein
Exons: 2
Coding region: 1-3168 (1055 amino acids)
Biological process (GO): mitotic spindle assembly checkpoint signaling; protein phosphorylation; meiotic sister chromatid cohesion, centromeric
Molecular function (GO): ATP binding; protein kinase activity
Source: RefSeq, a predicted model, not a curated record
AUGGAGCAGUCAUGGGAGGCAUCGCGUACACGCGCGACGCCGGCCAAGACGCCGUUAAAGGGGAUGGAAGGUUCGCUGAAAACACCUCUUCGUACGCCCCUUCGCUCGAUGGAGCAGACGUCGUCUACGCCCAUCACACCAUUUGAAGCCAUUGAGUCACAGAAAGAGAAUGUCCAGCCCCUUUCGCGAGGACGCAGUGCUCAUGCCUUGAGUGCCGCCCUUAGCAUGCAGCACAAGGAGCGCCAGCGUGUACUGGCUGCCCAGCGUCAGGAGCACGAAGAUCAUGUUACCAGCGAGGAGAAUGCUGAAUCGGAUGAUCCACUCGAGGCGUGGUGUGCGUAUGUGAAAUGGUGCGUGGAUAACUACCCAGAAGGGAAGAGUGCCGAGAGUGGCCUUCUUCCGCUUCUGGAGCGUGCUACACGUACGUUCCGUGAGUCUGAGCAGUACCGCAACGAUUCGCGCUACUUGCGCCUCUGGAUUAUGUAUGCGCAAAACACCGAUGUCCCACGCGAUGUGUUCCAGUUCCUGCUGGCCAAUGACAUUGGGUCCAAGCUGGCAGGUCUGUAUGAAGAGCUUGCCCAUGUCCAAGAAAGCCUGGGUAUGUACGAAGACGCCGAUGCUACGUUCAAGCUGGGCAUUGCACGACGCGUCUCGCCAUUGGACCGUAUCAAGCGGCGGUAUCAGCAGUAUCAGGAGCGCAUUCUUGCGAUGCCCACCUCGUCGACCGAGGAGGCAGGCGCCCCCACGUAUGCGAAGGCGCUAGCGAGUGCCAUGGCGAGGGCCGGUCGUAGUGUGCUGGGCACCAAGACGGGUCGCGGCAACGAAAGUGUGCCGACCAAUGUGCUAGGCCAUCACCAGCCCUUGUCCCAAGCGCCGCACAAACACACUGCACGUACCAUGCAUGUGUACGAAGACACAGAGAAUGAGCCUGUGUCAGGCUCCUCAGGCGCCCGGUGGGCCCAGCUCGGCUCGGCCUCCGAACGACGGAAGGAAAACGCGGCAGGUAUGCGCACACUCAAAGCUUUGCCUGGCGCAGCGGCCAUGACGCCACGUACACAGGAGCGUGCCCUUGAAGUGUUUUGCGACUCGGACGAAGAUGCGAGUCCGCGCCGCACACCGCGCCGCGACGAUGUGCUCACCCGCAGUCAGCUCAGUGACGCAGACAAGUUGCGGCAGAACCCAUUUUUGUACUAUGCCCCUGAAGCGCUGUCGUCCCAGCCGGCCGCUGCGCCUACCCCUGAGCCCAGCAAGCCUGUGGCGCGUCCCGCCCUGUCGGCCUCGCAGCGCAGCACUCGUCCAUCGAAGCCGACCAAUGCCAAGCGAAGUGCCGAGCGACAUGCGGCCCCCUUGGCACGUCUAUACCCUGGCGUGGAUAUUGCCGCAGCCGUGCAGGACAAGGCGCGGCCAGUGCCACGUACCGCGGAAGUGUGUAUGGAUGAACUAUAUGCACAGCAGCGUGGCUACGAUGUGUCGACGGCAGAUCCAUGGGCCUACCUGGACGAGCGCGUAGGACGUUGGUGGCCAGAGCCGCUAGCACGUCCGAAAGAACCGACUGUACGACGUGCGCCGAGCCCAACAUUAGUCACCAAGGCGGCCAUACAGGAAGUGGACUUGAUGUUCAAUGGCGAUAGCGAGAGUGACGAGGCGUCGGACGAGUCGAGUGAGACGGACGAUGACGAUGUAUGCUACCCGAUUGUACGCCAGGACGAGAAUGGAGGCGUCCAGCCCACGCCGCUUCGUACGCCCAUGAAUCGACGCCCAUUUGGCCUGACGCCUGGUCGUACGCCCUUUGGUCAAACGCCUUCGCGGCCCUCCACCCAGCCGCUCACGGUUGCUGAAGACGAAGACGAGGAGGAAGAGGAAGAGCACAGUACAAGCGGGCCUGCCAUGAUGCAUGUCCCCUUCCAGCCGCUGACGCCCAUUACGGAGCGUACGGAGAUCUCGCGCUUUACGUCGUACGAGGGAAAUGCGGGCGGCGACAGGGAGGCAGCGUCAACGACGUUCAUGCCGGUCGGCGGUCUCCGUGCCUUGCCCUCCACCUUGCAACUGCCGAAUCCCUGCUCACCCGCGGACCCUGACAUUGUACGUACGUUGCUAGCGAACCUGGCUGUGCCUGUGUCCGCGUUGCCUGGGUACGUCGAUGCACGUGCAGACUCGACACAGUACUUGACGUACCUGACGUCACGUCUGAGUGGACAAAAGCAGCCACGUCGUUCCUCCGUGGGAGGCGCGCUGGACAUGAGCGUGGCGGAUAUGCAGCUUACCGUGCUUACCCGUUUGGGCGAGGGUGGGUAUGGCUCCGUGUUUCUCGCGCAGGAUAUGAACGAUACUGUGCCGAGACCUGGAGAUACACAUGCGUCGUAUGCAAGCAGUGCAGACGACGAUGAUGUCGACGAGUGGGAACGGCAGCAUAUGCUAGCGCUCAAAGUCGAGGCACCGCCCAAUGCAUGGGAAUACUAUAUCCUGGAGCAGCUUCGGCACCGACUACCUACGUCGCUGCAGUCGUCGGUCGUGGGAGCACGGCGGUUCGUCGCGAGUCAGACGGAGUCGCUAUUGUUGCUGGAGUACGCAUCGCAAGGCACGCUGCUAGAGUUGGUGAAUCAUGCCUCCGCGGCCGGUGUGAGCAGCGUGUUGGGCGGCGGUGGCCAGGGAGGUAUGGAAGAAGUCCUGGCGAUGUUUUUCGUGAUUGAGCUGUGCCGUGUGGUGGAAGGGAUGCACACGGCUGGCAUUCUGCAUGGCGACUUGAAAAUCGACAAUUGCAUGAUUCGCUCGGAGGAUGUGGAGGAAUGGACGACGACCUAUGCGGCGGAUGGCCGUGGUGGAUGGGCCGCCAAGGGGAUCAUGCUGGUCGACUUUGGCCGUGCGAUUGACUUGGCGUGCUACCCGCCUGACCAGCGCUUCCUGGCAGACUGGCAGCCAGGCCACCAAGACUGCACGGAGAUGCGCGAAAUGCGGCCGUGGACGUACCAGGCCGACUACUAUGGCCUAGCCAGCAUUGCGUAUUGCCUGCUGUUCGGCAAGUACAUGGAUACCACGUCGUAUGUCAACGAACAGGGACGCAAGAUGUACAAGAUUCAGCAGCCGCUGCGUCGGUACUGGCAGACAGAGCUGUGGCAACGGUUCUUUGAUCUCAUGCUCAACCCGACCACGACGCCGAGCGAGUCAUAG